Molecule: messenger RNA, 1830 nt
Organism: Alternaria atra
Lineage: Eukaryota; Fungi; Ascomycota; Dothideomycetes; Pleosporales; Pleosporaceae
Exons: 1
Coding region: 1-1830 (609 amino acids)
Biological process (GO): regulation of transcription by RNA polymerase II; DNA-templated transcription
Cellular component (GO): nucleus
Molecular function (GO): DNA-binding transcription activator activity, RNA polymerase II-specific; zinc ion binding; RNA polymerase II cis-regulatory region sequence-specific DNA binding
Source: RefSeq, a predicted model, not a curated record
AUGGCUUAUGAUGGACCAUUGAUGGCAUCUGCCAAGAAAAUUAAGUUUCUUGAGAACAAAUCCAGAGGAAAUUCACUCUCAUCACUAGAACGCAAGAAAAACUCCGAAUGCUCACCUGCAUUGCUAAAGCUCUGGGAGUCCCUACCUCCAAAGCAUUACUGCGACCGGCUAGUUUCGAUAUACUUCAAGUAUUUUGAGCGUACUAUGCGCGUUCUUCACCGCCCAACAUUCAUGCGUCAGUAUGAAAAACUAUGGCUUAACAACGAAUCCGAAAUUGCUUCCUCAUCCAGCACUAUCGCGCAACUCACGAGCCUUAUGACCAGAGCCUACCUGCUGGAUGAAACAAAAAGCGCUAAUGAAUACGAAGCCCAUAAUCCCUAUCUGAAAGAGACAGCGAUCAACCAUGUCCAAGCAUGGCUCGACGAACUUGGACGAAAACAAAAGACCGAGUUAUCAACUCUUCAAGUCGAAAUACUUUUGCUACUUUCUAGUGGCGUUCGCCGGCCAGAGAGGCUGUGGACCACUAGUGGCGCUCUUGUACGCUCAGCUAUGAUCAUGGGUCUACAUUUGGAUCCUGCCAACAUAAAGUCUAUCUCACUCUACCAGAUGGAGAUGCGAAAGCGGCUGUGGGCAACCGUUUUGGAACUCGACCUACAAGCAUCCAUGAUGGCAGGUAUGCCCUUGAUAGCUUCUGAUCUCGACUGUUACAAUCCCGUACCGACAAAUCUCAACGACGAGGACUUCGAUGAGCCUUCAACAAAGCUGCCCCCUUCGCGCCCACUUGACGACCUCACAGACAGUCUAUACCAGGUUUACCUUGCUAUGUCACUUCCUCAUCGGUUCAAAGCUCUUUCGCUUGUGCAGCGUUCAACACCUGAUGUGAACGAGGCAAUCGAGAUAGGACGAAAAGUCGAAAAACGCUUAUCUUCCAAACCAUUGAUCCUCAGCUUGCACCGCACUCAGUUGAUGCCCGGUAAUCGAGGUGACCUACUACACCGCAUUCUCCUCGAUUUAUACCUUCGACGACCGCUAUUCUGCUUGUAUAAACCACUGCUUUACAACGACCAAGGAAAUCCCGAAGCGACCAAGGAGGUCUGGCUGCACUGCAUCGAUUCGUCACUAGCCAUACUCGCCUAUCAAGACUUCUAUAACCCACCACUUUUGAAAGAGGCUGUGCAUAGCCCAUCAUCGGAGCAAGACCUUUACUAUUGGGUGUGCAAAACAGAUACUUUGUGGGCCGCUCUUAUGAUAUGUCAACGCAUCAAACAGAUCUGCCAGCACCCUGAGCAACAAAUGCACGCACACCAUGAGCAAGCACUCGUCGCAACUGUGCAAAAUACUAUUAGGUCUCUUGUCGGGAGAAUGGGGCGUAAAGGAAGUGAUUUAAAAGAUAUCAUCUUCCUUUCUUUGGUGCUGAAGUGGGUACAAUUACCAGAUCCAUGUCCAGAAAGAACGUACGAACUACAUCUGACCGCCACGAAAACGAUGGCGGCUUGUGUCGAUCAAUUGCUGCAGCAUGAGCUCACUAAUAACCACUAUCGACACCAACAAGACGAGUACACUGAACCGUUAGCUAAGCGUAUAAGAAAGUCCGCGACAGCCACGUCUCGUACUACCAUGAAUACCAGCUCCAUCACACCUGGACACACGCUCAAUCCGGUACUAGCUGAGCGUCUCGCUCUACCAAGCGACUCUGAGGAUGCUGAACAAUGGCUCGGUGACUUUCCCGGGCUAGCUGCCGAGUACACGAAUUUCCAGGCUGAACUGUACGAUGCCAGCGAUGCUUUCAAUGGUGGUAUGGCGCAAGAUUGGGAAUACUUCUGGCAAUGA